Molecule: messenger RNA, 975 nt
Organism: Prunus armeniaca (apricot)
Lineage: Eukaryota; Viridiplantae; Streptophyta; Magnoliopsida; Rosales; Rosaceae
Source: the annotation of a GenBank genome assembly
AUGCCAUCAUUUCCAACCUCCACCACUUUCACCUUCUUCCUUCUCUUGUUAAUAUCCAGCUUUAACAUUACCCUCGCCGGUUUACUUGCUCAACCGAUAACCGGUCACCCCCAGCCACUCAAACCGGGCGAGUACUCCAGCCCCAACACCGUCCCGGCCCUCCCGGCCCAAACCCCAACCCAAACCUGCCACCUCGACCUCUCCAAUGAGCUCUUCGGCGGCGUCAGCCAAGCAUGCGGCCGAGACCUUGACCGCAGCCGAUGCUGCCCUGUCCUAGCCGCCUGGCUCUUCGCUGCCCAUGCCAGGUCAGCUCUCGAGCUCCCCUCAUCGGCUCCGGCUCCUUCCGCCGGCCUCGACCAGCCGAUGAUGCCAGACGACUCGCAGAAGUGCGUCAAUUCCCUGCAGUCCUCGCUCGUGAGCCGAAACAUCCGGAUUCCUCAGCCGAACGCCAGCUGCGACGCCGUUUUGUGCUUCUGCGGCAUCCGGCUCCAUCAGAUCGGCUCCCUCAGCUGCCCCGCCGCUUUUAACGUGUCGCUAGGGUUUCACAAUGCCACCCCCACGGCCGCCGUCAAGAACUUGGAGAAGAACUGCCGCAACUCUUCGUAUUCUGGCUGCACCAAGUGCCUCGGCGCUCUCCAGAAGCUCAAGGGUGGGAGCAAGAACGGAACGGCGGGGGACAAGUCCACGAGCGACAGAGCGAGCAAGAUGUUCAACAGGGACUGCCAGCUCAUGGGGCUGACGUGGCUGCUGGCCCGGAACAAAACGGCGUACAUACCCACUGUUUCGGCGGUGCUGCGGGCCAUAAUGUACAGUGCGCACCCACCGCACGAGUCCACGUGUAGCCCGGACCAGGAGAACAUGCCGCUGGCCGUGGAUUCACUGCAGUUCGAUAAGGCGCAAGCGCCCGCAUCGUCACCGUCCAUUUUGUUGUUUCCGAUUCUGCCCCUGAUCAUUUUGGUGUCUCUGUUUGUUUAG